Molecule: messenger RNA, 2389 nt
Organism: Anopheles cruzii
Lineage: Eukaryota; Metazoa; Arthropoda; Insecta; Diptera; Culicidae
Exons: 3
Coding region: 1-2295 (764 amino acids)
Biological process (GO): regulation of synaptic transmission, glutamatergic; G protein-coupled glutamate receptor signaling pathway
Cellular component (GO): membrane
Molecular function (GO): group II metabotropic glutamate receptor activity
Source: RefSeq, a predicted model, not a curated record
AUGGCUCGUCGACCGAAACGGUCGGCGCUCGCGCUAGCAGCGAUCGCAGCGCUCGUGGCGUUCUGUCAAGUGACCCCGGUCCGGCACCGGUGCGGUGGUGGUGGUGUGGUGGUGGUAGCGGCCGCAGCGGCGGCACCCGAAAGUGCCGAAACGGACCUGGAGGCGGCCGAAAGCCGCGACCAUCAGCGGGCGGCGCUGCUCAAUCUGCCCAAGUUCGGUGAUCGGCUCGCGCCCCGCAAUCGACCGCCCGCCGUUCCCGAAGAGGUGGCGGCCCCGAGUGCGGUGGGAGCGGGCCCGGGUAAGGCACGGCAAGCCCGGGGCCAUGUGUACGGUGCGGGGGGACGCGGUCCCGGGGACAUCAAGCGGAGCGAUGUGAUGGUGGUCAGUUCGCGCAGUGCAAAGGGUUCGGUGGCGGAACAGGAGCUCCUCACGGAGGAGGAGGAGGAGGAAGGGGAGCAGGCGGUGGAGCAGGAGGAUCAGGAGAUAGUGAGUGAAGGAGGAGAAGGAGCGGCGGCGGCGGCGGCGGCGCCGGAGGACCACGUGGUCGAGGAGGAGGUAGAGCUAGGGGAGGCGCGUGUGGCCGCGAGUGCCGUCGGUGGUGACUUCCGUGGACAAGUGCGCCGCGUCCCGGUGCGGAACGAGCUGGAGCUGGUCCCGGUGGUGGAGGAUGGGGCGGAACGGGGGUCGCACCGUGGCGGAGCGCCCGUCGCGGGAGGCAACGCAUCGUCUGCCCAGGCUCAUCGGCUCGAGAUGUCGACCGAGUUCUUCGUAGUGCCAUCGACCGCGGCGUCCGCGGCUUCCCGCUCCACGAUCGUUCCCCGGCCACCGGGGGGCGUCAUCCUGGCCGCCCGGCGCCCUCCGCCACCGCUACCGGGCAGCACCGGCCGGGCUUCAGCUUCGCAACCACCGACGGUGGUGGCCACGGCUGAGUAUGGAGCGGGUGGCACGGGUGGCACGGGCAGCGGGGCACUGCGCAAGGAACCGUGGGUCGUGCCGGUGCUGGUCCUUGCCUCCCUGUCGAUGCUGAUGAUGGCCGCGUUCGAGGUGUUCGUCCUGUGCAAAGCUUGGCGGACGUCUCCGAGCCGGAGGCACCUCUUCCUCGGCCAGAUGCUGCUGCUGGGACUGUUCGCGUGCUCCAGCCUGGCCGCGGUGCUCACCGUCAACCCGACCGUCCUGUCGUGCGCCACGAUGCGCUUCGGGGCGGGCGUCGCGUUCGCGCUCGUCUUCGCCUCGCUCCUCGUCAAGUGCGUGUUCCUGAUCAGCCUGAACGGUGGCGUGUACCUGCCGGCCCCCUACCAGGGUCUGCUGCUCCUGUUUGCCGUCCUCAUCCAGGUGGCCGUCGGUGGCCAGUGGCUCCUUACGUCCCCGCCCGCCGUCGACAACGUGGCGGUAGCGUCGGGCCCAGGCGGCUCCCCACCGGGAGGUACGGCCAUCUCGAGCCGCUACCAUCUGCUGCUGACGGCGAGUGACCUCGCGACGAUGAACCCGCCCGGGGUCGGGCCGGGGACCACCAUCAUCCCGCUCUGCCACACGCCCUUCUCGGAGCUGCUCCUGUCGCUCGUCUACAUCGUGUUCCUGAUCGCGUUCGUCGCCGUGCUGGCGAUCAAGUCGCGCGGCAUCCGCGACAACUACCGCGAGGCGACCUACAUCGGCCUAGCGAUCGGCGGCAUCAUUCCGAUCUGGCUCGGCUGGACGCUGUGCGGGCUGGCGGUGGCCGACCGGCACCGGGACGCCUGCCUCGCGUUCGGGCUCGUCGCCACCUCGUCCACCGUGUUCCUGGUGAUGUUCAUGCCCAAAGGCCGCCAGCUGGCCGCGAUGGGCAAGGAGGGCCUGUACGUCGAGGACCGUGAGGAGCGCUUCAGCUCGCUGAGCCGCGCCGGUUCCGGCUACUCGCCCUCCUUCUUCCACUUCAAGCCUAUCAAGUACGGCGUCAUGGGUCCGUCGCCCACCCUUGGCCAGCCGAACGGCGGCGGAGGCGGUGCGGCGGCUGCCCUUGUGGCCGGUACUACCACCACCUCCAAGCACCAGGCUGUCGCCACCCUCGGCGGAGAUCGCGUUGCACUGGUUACGGCACCACCGAGCUAUACGCCACGCAUGUAUCAUUACUUUCCAGCACACAUGACACACCCCUUCUGUUACUACCCCUCACUGGCACCGCAACAGGCGCGAUACCCAGGUUUGUUUAUGCGACCGGAUGAGACGAACCUGUACACCACGCUCGAGCAAACGAUGAGCAGCAACCCGAACGUGUACUUCCAACGUGGUGGCGGCGUCCAUCCGGGAAUGAUGUACUGAGGGGCCCACCGGCGCCAGGAACGACUACUCUAGACGAACGACGAGAGGUUAGGUGGCGAACGGUACGCGGACGCCCCGGAGACUAAGGACUCUU